Messenger RNA from Dendronephthya gigantea, 1644 nucleotides. Its product is annotated as L-threonine 3-dehydrogenase-like. The record is from RefSeq and is a predicted model, not a curated record. Bases 17 to 1090 code for a protein of 357 amino acids. The transcript is spliced from 13 exons. Lineage: Eukaryota; Metazoa; Cnidaria; Anthozoa; Malacalcyonacea; Nephtheidae. Gene Ontology annotation, molecular function: zinc ion binding; oxidoreductase activity.
GUUUGAAAUAUUCAAUAUGGCGGACAAAAGUCAGAGAACAAUGAAAGCGUUGGUGAAAGAAGCGGAAGGUACCUCAUAUAAAUACAUGGAUUAUCCCGUAUCAGAGCCAGGCGAAGGAGAAUUACUUGUCAAAGUUACUAAAGUAUCAAUUUGUGGUUCUGAUCUUAAUUUAUAUUUAUGGAAUGAAGUUGCAAAAAAAAUUGCAAAGCUUCCGUUUAUCCCAGGCCAUGAAUGUGUUGGGGAGAUUGUCAAAGUGGGACCAAGUUGUUCUGACUCAUUUAGAGUCGGUCUUCGUGUCUGCUGUGAGAAUCACUAUUUCUGUGGAAAGUGCUAUCAGUGUCUACAUGGCCAAGAAAAUAUUUGCCAAAAUUUAAAGCAAUAUGGCCUUGGAAAAGGCACAAUCCAUGGAGGGUGCUGCCAAUAUACCAUUAUUCCCUCUCGUUACGCUUAUGUUGUAAAGACAGAUAUUUCAGACAACGCCGCUUGUCUGUUGGAACCAUUUGGAGUUUCGCAUUUGGCAAUGGAAAAGCUUGAACCAACUAACGAGACUGUUCUAAUUCAAGGAUGUGGUCCAAUAGGUCUGAUGGCAACGGGGAUAGCAAAGGCAAUGGGCGCGAAAAAAAUCAUUGCCACGGACAUUAUCGAAUGUAGGCUGGAGUUAGCCAGGAGAAUGGGUGCCAACGUUCUGGUGAAUGGUAGAAAUGAAAAUCUUGCUAAAGUGGUUUUGAGGGAAACAAAUGGCGAUGGAGUUGGCAGGAUACUUGAAGCAAGCGGGAACGCCGACUUGAUGAACAAUUGUUUCAAAUUACUUAGGAAAGGAGGUGUAGUUGUGCUCGUUGGAUUAACCAAGAAAGCACUUCAUGUUGACGAGUUUCUUCAAGACAUUUUGUUUAAAUCUUUGACCAUAAAAACUCUUCACGGACGAAACAUUUUCUCAACAUGGGAGAAGGCUGAGAAAAUGUUGCAUCAAAAAGAAGUCGACAUUGAUGCGGUAAUAUCUCACAUUAUUCCUCUUAGCAAGUUUGAACAGGCAUUCGAGUUGUUGCUUUCAGGAAAAGCAUGUAAGAUUUUAAUGGAUCCACAAGAAUAAUAUUUCAUGUUAUUUCGUAAAAUUUUUACCAUAUAUAAUUUAUUUGAAUGACACUGGAAAAUUUUCGAAAAUCCAAGCAUCGAAAUUGCAUUGAGAAUACAGGGGCACUUUAUACAGUUGCUAUGAAGAGGAAACUGUAAGUUUUGUCUUUGUUGCUUUGUAUUUCCUAUACCAAUUCCAUAUUAUCCAUCAAGCUUGGUGAAUGCACAAAGUCAGAGUUAUUUGAGUCGUGUUUAUGUGGGUUUCUAUUAUGCUAUUGUCUUUACCACGAAGCCUCGCUUUUGUGUAAAAAUAAUAUAUUGCAUUAAAGUGUGGCUUAGUGCUAAAGACAAUAAUCUAAAGGCUCUGUAACACGGUGCAAUUUUUUAUGCACCUUGCAAAGCAAGUCUACUUUUAAGAGAUGUAAAUUUGGGAACUACAAAACUCUUGUGUUUAUUACACUCCACUGGAUGUUUCUAACACUUACGUUUUAAAGACUUCUCACUAAGUUAGUGCUAUUAAUCCCCGAGCGGGCGCGGAGCGCCUGGGAGGGUACUAAUUCCGCUCGGAGAUUA